AUGGCGGACCCAAACAAUAUCUCCCAGUACAAAUAUGUCAACAUGUCCAACUUGGUCCUGCAACAUGACAAGAGGUUCUCGACUCGCAGGACUGAUGAGACGACUGGGGACCCAGAGUCGCUUGCUGGGCGCAUCAAUAUACUGGACAUGGGCUCUCGGGAUGCUCGAGAGAGCGUGCCGAAACCAAUCAAGAAGACUGCAGGUCUGAAAGAUAUAGAACGAGGCGAUAUCCGUGAUGGCGAAGAUGUUCUCGAAAGGGAGCAGAGGAAACGAAAACGUGGCGAACCGCAACAGAUGCGUGGAGCUGGUAUCCUUUCAGAAGCCGACGCACUCGUAGAAGGGCUGAAAUAUCGUCCGAAGACACCAGCGACGCGACAGAUUUACGACCUUAUAUUGACCAUCACGACCAGCCAUCUUGGAGAUGUUCCCCAUGAAGUUGGGAGGAGCGCCGCAGAUGCCAUACUUGAGUAUCUCAAGGAUGAGAAUAUGAAAGACUAUGACAAGAAAAAAGAGGUUGAUGACUUAUUAGGAGUAACUAUGGGGCCGAAAGAGUUUAAUGAAUUAAUCAAUCUGAGCAAGAAAAUAACAGACUAUGACCAAGAGGAUGAUGCUAAAGCCGAUGGCGGUGACGGUGGGGGGCAAGAUGCCGAGCUAGAUGAGAGGCAGGGUGUAGCAGUCGAUUUUGACGAUGAAGACGACGAGGAUGCGGACCAUGCUCAGACGUUUGAGGUCAGAGAUGGAGAUGAUUCUUCAGAGGAUGAUGAAGAACAACAAGACGAUAUGGUUGGGGAGCGCACCGUUACCACCGGCAACAAGAGUGAUGGCCUUGAGGAGAUAGGCGACAAUGAAGAAAUGGUCAUCAAUGGCGACGUCAAUGCAGUUGGUUCAACACGGGCUCCAGCAGAAGCCCUGAAAGAGAUUUCGACUCGAGUCAUUGAUGCCUACUGGGUUCAGCGUCAAAUAGGUACUAUCUAUACUGACGCACACGAUCAGCAGCAAAAGGCUGCUCAUGCUUUGCAAAUUUUGUCAGGCACCACCGCGGAGGGCGAAGAGAUUCCUCUGAGAGACAUUGAAAAUGACAUGAUGGCACUCUUCGACUAUGAGAAUCAUGAUCUGGUCGUGAAAUUCAUUGAGAAUCGUGACAAGAUCGUUUGGGUCACCAAGUGGCGGAGAGCAGCUGAAGAUCCCAAGGCUCAAGCAUUGGUUGAGCGUGACAUGAUUGCACAUGGACACCGUGAUCUAGUAGAUGAAGUGCAGGGUCGUUAUGAGCCAGACAUAAACACGACAUCUAAGAGCAGCAAGAAGAUGAAGUUAGACCAUCUCAUGGAUAUUGAUGUUCCGAAAGGUGCUCCAGAAGAGGUUAGACAAACCGCAAAGGAAGGUGGGCUGGCAGGAGGCCUUCAGCCUAAACGCUUGAUCAACUUGGAAAACCUCGUCUUUGAUCAAGGCAAUCAUCUUAUGACAAAUCCGAAUGUUAAACUACCUCAGGGAUCUACAAAACGAACUUUCAAAGGUUACGAAGAAAUCCAUGUUCCUGCGCCGAAGCGUCGUGGAGAAGCCGGCGAGCGGAACAUGCCAACAUCAGAUCUUCCUGAUUGGGCACAGGUCGGAUUUGGAAGCUCGAAGGAACUCAACCGGAUUCAGACGAAAUGCUUCCCUUCCGCAUUCAAAGACGACGGAAAUAUGCUGAUAUGCGCCCCCACCGGCUCGGGGAAAACAAAUGUUGCCAUGCUUACUAUCCUCCGAGAAAUUGGCAAUCACCGGAACCACGAGACUGGAGAAAUUAGGCUAGACGACUUCAAAAUUGUCUAUAUCGCUCCUCUAAAGGCUCUAGUGCAAGAGCAGGUAGGGAACUUUGGCAAAAGGCUGGAAUCCUACGGCGUGAGAGUGUCUGAACUCACAGGCGACAGGCAACUCACUAAGCAACAAAUCGCGGACACUCAGAUCAUUGUCACGACGCCAGAAAAAUGGGAUGUUAUUACUCGCAAGGCAACGGACACAAGCUAUACAAAUUUGGUCAGACUCAUUAUCAUUGACGAGAUUCAUCUUUUACAUGACGAUCGAGGUCCUGUUUUGGAAAGCAUUGUAAGUAGAACUGUUCGAAAAAUCGAACAGACUGGCGAUCCUGUCCGCCUGAUUGGUCUCUCCGCUACGCUUCCAAACUAUAAGGACGUUGCAAGCUUCCUCCGCGUUGAUCCCGCCAAUGGUCUUUUCCAUUUCGAUGGCUCAUACCGGCCUUGUCCAUUACGUCAAGAAUUCAUUGGUGUCACCGACAAGAAAGCUAUCAAACAGCUUAAGACCAUGAAUGAUGUCUGUUACACUAAAGUCAUGGAUCAGGUAGGGACUCAAAACCACCAAAUGCUCAUAUUUGUACACUCAAGAAAAGAGACAGCAAAGACUGCUAAGUACAUCAGAGACAAAGCAUUUGAAAUGGAAACAAUUGGUCAAAUACUUCGUAGUGAUGCAGCGAGCAGAGAAGUGUUGCAAGAAGAGGCAUCUCAAAUCGUGGACAAAGAUCUAAAGGACCUUAUGCCUUACGGCUUUGGUAUCCAUCAUGCUGGGAUGAGUCGGGCUGAUCGGAGCUCUGUCGAAGACCUAUUUGCUGAGAAAAUGCUGCAAGUACUAGUUUGCACGGCAACCUUGGCGUGGGGUGUGAACUUGCCAGCGCACACGGUCAUAAUUAAAGGUACCCAGAUCUAUUCUCCUGAGAAAGGUAGCUGGGUCGAGCUCAGUCCACAAGAUGUCCUACAAAUGCUUGGUCGUGCUGGUCGGCCUCAGUACGAUACCAUGGGCGAAGGCAUCGUCAUUACUACCCAGAGCGAGAUGCAGUACUAUCUUUCUUUGAUGAACCAGCAACUACCGAUUGAGAGCCAAUUCGUCAGUAAAUUAGCCGACAAUUUAAAUGCCGAGAUCGUAUUGGGUAGUGUGAGGAGCAGGGAUGAUGCAGUGGAAUGGCUAGGAUAUACGUACCUCUUUGUUCGCAUGCUGCGCUCACCGGGUCUUUACUCGGUCGGAGCUGAAUACGAAGGCGACGAUGCCUUGGAGCAGAAACGCGUCGAUCUUGUACACUCUGCUGCAACCGUUUUGGAAAAAUCAAGCCUGAUCAAAUACGACAAGAAAUCCGGCAAGCUUCAGUCAACGGAGCUCGGGCGUAUUGCGUCACAUUACUAUAUUACCCAUCAUUCGAUGUUCACCUACAAUCAUCAUAUUCAGCCAACGAUCAGCACGAUUGAGCUAUUUCGAAUCUUUGCUCUUAGCGAAGAGUUCAAAUACAUUCCUGUCCGACAGGACGAGAAACUUGAGCUUGCGAAACUUCUGGGUAGGGUUCCAAUACCUGUCAAGGAGAAUAUCGAAGAGCCUCACGCAAAGAUCAAUGUUCUCCUACAAGCCUUCAUCUCGAGAUUGAAACUUGAUGGUCUAGCUUUGAUGGCAGACCUGGUAUAUGUCACCCAGUCUGCCGGCCGAAUUUUGCGGGCUAUCUUCGAGAUAUGUUUGAAAAAGGGUUGGUCGUCUGUAGCAAAGAUCGCCUUAGAUCUUUGUAAGAUGGCUGAAAAGCGCAUGUGGCCAACAAUGACACCGUUGCGACAAUUUCAUGCUUGUCCUCGGGAGGUUGUCUCGAAGGCUGAGAAAAUCGACGUUCCGUGGUCUGCGUAUCUCGAUCUUGAUCCUCCCCGCAUGGGUGAGCUGCUUGGGAUGCCAAAGCAGGGAAAGACUGUGUGCGGCUUGGUCCAGAAAUUUCCCAGGCUUGACGUGCAGGCUCAAGUGCAGCCAAUAACACGGACAAUGCUACGCAUUGAGUUGACAAUCACUCCUAAUUUUCAGUGGGAUGAUACUAUACACGGUACAGCAGAGAGUUUCUGGAUUCUCGUGGAGGACUGUGACGGGGAAGCAAUACUAUUCCAUGACCAAUUUCUUCUACGCAAAGAGUACGCUACGUCGGAGAUGAAUGAGCACUUAAUCGAGUUCACAGUACCUGUCACGGAACCAAUGCCUCCAAAUCACUUCAUCACUGUUCUAUCAGACCGAUGGCUGCAGUCGGAGACGAAGGUAGCUGUCUCAUUCGAGAAGCUCAUACUACCAGAAAAGUUCCCAGCCCAUACGCAGCUCCUAGAUCUUCAGCCAGUGUUGGUCGCCGCGCUCAAGCGUGACGACUUCAAAACCUUAUACCCUGAUUACAGUCAAUUCAACAAAUUUCAGACUCAAGUUUACAAUUCUCUUUUCGCUUCGAACGAUAAUGUCCUCGUAGGGGCACCAACAGGAUCUGGCAAAACAGUGUGCGCUGAAUUUGCCAUUCUCCGACAUUGGUCCAGCCCAACGAAAGGUCGCGCUGUCUACAUUGCCCCGUUCCAGGAGCUUGUAGACCAGCGGUUUGAAGAUUGGCAGGAGAGACUCAGUUCUAUCGCCGGGGGCAAGCAAGUUGUGAAACUCACCGGAGAGACAACGGCAGAUCUUAAGAUACUGGAGAAGGGCGACCUGAUCCUAGCCACGCCUGCGCAAUGGGACGUUCUUUCCCGCCAAUGGCAACGCCGAAAGAAUGUUCAGAGCGUCCAGCUGUUCAUUGCGGAUGAGCUCCAUAUGUUAGGUGGUCAAGGCGGCUUCAUUUAUGAAAUCAUCGUAUCAAGAAUGCACUACGUCGCACUCCAGACAGAAAGCAACAUGCGUAUAGUUGGCUUGAGUGUUUCGCUGUCCAACGCUCGAGACAUAGGGGAAUGGAUCGGAGCUACCAGGCACACAAUCUACAACUUUAGCCCCCACGUUCGGCCUAUUCCACUCGAACUGCACAUUCAAUCAUAUUCCAUCCCUCAUUUCCCUUCGCUAAUGCUAGCGAUGGCUAAGCCGACCUAUGCUUCAAUCCUGCAGCUUUCUGCUGAUAAGCCAGCCCUAGUAUUUGUUCCCAGUCGGAAACAAACAAGAACAACGGCAUUGGAUCUCGUCGCAGCUUGCAUCGCCGAGGAAGAUGAAGAUCGCUUUCUUCACACUACUGUCGAGGAGAUAGAACCUCUAUUACAACGAGUAAAUGAAACAGCGCUGAGAGAGUCUAUCAAACAUGGGAUCGGGUAUUUUCACGAAGCUCUCAGCCUCGGGGACAAAAGAAUUGUUUCUCGUUUAUACGCAGUAGGUGCCUUACAGGUCUUGAUUGCUUCUAGAGACGUUUGCUGGGAGUUGGACUGCACAGCACAUCUUGUUAUCGUAAUGGGUACUCAAUUUUACGAAGGGCGGGAGCAUCGAUAUAUUGACUACCCGAUCAGCGAGGUUCUUCAGAUGUUCGGCAAAGCGACUCGAAUAAUUAACGAUAAAUCCUGCAAAGGAGUGCUUAUGGUACCAGCCGUUAAGCGUGACUAUUACAGGAAAUUUUUGAAUGAGGCUUUGCCAGUUGAGAGUCAUCUCCAGGUGUACAUGCAUGACGCAUUUGUCUCGGAAAUUAGCACAAAGAUCAUAGCAUCCACACAGGAUGCCGUCGAUUGGGCUACAUAUACAUACUUCUAUCGCAGACUGCUUGCAAACCCCAGCUUCUAUGGCCUCGUUGACACUUCACAUGAGGGCCUUAGCACGCACCUCUCAGAACUUGUGGAAAACACCCUCAAGGACCUGUCUGAGGCGAAAAUAAUUGAGCUUGAUGAGGAAGACGACACAGUAACGCCAUUGAAUGCGGCAAUGAUCGCAGCAUACUACAAUAUCUCCUUCAUAACAAUGCAGACUUUCCUUCUCUCGCUGACAGGCCGCACGAAGCUCAAAGGUAUUUUGGAGAUCGUCACGUCAGCAACCGAAUUCGAGUCUAUCCAGAUAAGACGGCAUGAGGAAAACAUUCUGCGUCGGAUUUACGAUCGAGUGCCUGUGAAGAUGGCACAGCCGGCAUAUGAGUCCCCACAUUUCAAGGCGUUCGUCCUCCUUCAAGCUCAUUUUUCGCGAAUGCAGCUCCCCGCAGACCUUGCUAAGGAUCAAGAGACGAUUCUAUCCAAAGUUCUCAACCUUCUGAGCGGCUGUGUCGACGUUCUGUCCUCUGAGGGUCACCUGAACGCUAUGAAUGCGAUGGAAUUAUCGCAGAUGGUUGUACAAGCAAUGUGGGACCGCGACAGUCCACUGAAGCAAAUCCCCCACUUCGAACCUAGUGUUAUCGAAGCGGCCAAAAAAUUGGGUGCAACGGAUGUCUUUGAGUUUAUAGAUCUUAUGGACCCUGACAACAAGGAUUACGAGAACAAAGUCAAGCGCUUGGAUCUUGAUGAUAGGCAGCUGGCGCAAGCAGCCAACUUCACCAAUGACAAAUACCCGAGUGUAGAGAUCGACUUCACAGUUGCAGACCCAAGCGAAAUUGCUACGAAUAGCCCUGCAUACCUUUCGAUACAGAUAACACGUGAGAUGGAAGAGGAUGAAGAACCUGACACGCGAGUACACGCCCCAUUCUACCCGGCAACGAAAAUGGAGAGCUGGUGGCUUGUGGUCGGCGAAGCGAGCUCGAAGAACCUUCUCGCGAUCAAGAGAAUCACGAUUGGAAGGAAGCUGGAUCUCAAGCUCGAAUUCAUUCCGCAGAAGGUUGGAGAGCAGGAGCUCACGCUUUAUCUUAUGUGUGACAGCUACGUUGGCGUAGACCAAGAUCCUACAUUCAAAAUCACAGCUGCGGAGGGCAUGGAGGAGGACGAAGAUGAAGAGAAUGAAGACGAGGGGGAAUGA
Molecule: messenger RNA, 6669 nt
Organism: Bacidia gigantensis
Lineage: Eukaryota; Fungi; Ascomycota; Lecanoromycetes; Lecanorales; Ramalinaceae
Exons: 1
Coding region: 1-6669 (2222 amino acids)
Cellular component (GO): nucleus
Molecular function (GO): nucleic acid binding; ATP hydrolysis activity; ATP binding
Source: RefSeq, a predicted model, not a curated record